UUGUGGUGGUAAUAAAUGGUCGAUCCAGAAACUGUCAGCAACAGAGGGUUCCGUGGCGUGCGGAAAUGUUUUGUCGACAAAGUGCAGACGCUAGUAAAAAACACCAAAGUCGUGGUUGAUCGUGUUUACCGAUUUAGGAUUUUCAUACACAUGUCAGCCACCAAUGAUGAUAGAACUGUGCUCUCAUCUUCCCUCACAGGGAUUUUCAGUACUAUUAGAAUGAGUGAUAGUCACAACAGUAAAAAAGAUGUGAUAUGCAAGCAUGUUCGGGAGCCCGUGAAACAUAGACAAAUUAAAACUCAAAAGCCAGACAGUGAAGACAGUGCUGUAGAAAUACCUUGUGGUCAGUCAUGCACAUUAAAUUCUAGAAGCCAAUAUCACAAAAGGGAUGAAAUGAAUGUUGUGACAGAAAUUCAUGCUGAAGACCAGACAGACAAUACUGAAAAGGAGUAUCAAGAGGCAAAAGUGUCACACAGACAUUCAAGCAGAUUAUCAAAGGUAACUUGUGACAGCAAGGUUGAUCAAACAUAUUGCUCAAAACGAAAAUUAGAUAUUAUUGAGGAUGCAAGACCCACUACAAGAUGUUCUUCAGAAAAAGAAGAUUGCCAUAAACACAAAGAAAGAUCACCAAAAUUGUCUGGUGCUGGGUCAUCAAAAAUGUCUGGAUCAGCAACAAGUGCAAAGAACACCCCAGAAAGACCAGUAAAAAUAGAAACAGCAUCCCCAAGAAGUGGUUCAUCAUCAGGACAGUUAAACAGACAUGAAACAUCCAACACUUUUGUCAAGGACUGGGAGUUUGUGCAGACACUGGGAGAAGGUGCUUAUGGCGAGGUAAAGCUUGCUUAUAACGUGAAGACACAGGAAGCAGUUGCAGUAAAGAUCAUUGACACAUCUGACAAAUCUAUUAUUAAGGAUGACAUUAAAAAAGAGGUUUGUAUCCACAGAAUGAUAUGCCAUGAUAACAUCAUUAAAUUUUAUGGUGUUCGUAAGGAUGGCGAUAUGGAAUAUCUUUUUCUGGAGUAUGCAAGUGGAGGUGAACUCUUUGACAGAAUUGAACCUGAUGUGGGAAUGCCACAAGCAGAGGCUCAGAGAUUCUUCCGACAGCUUAUCAGUGGUGUGGAAUAUCUGCACGAGAAAGGCAUUGCUCAUAGAGAUAUCAAGCCAGAAAAUCUUUUGCUGGAUGACAAAGAUAAUUUGAAGAUUGCAGACUUUGGCCUCGCCACAAUAUUUCGUCAUAAAGGCAAGUGGCGGUUGCUUGAGAGAGUCUGUGGCUCAGCACCUUACCUGGCUCCUGAGGUCAUCUCCCGAUCCUACCGAGCCGAACCAGCAGAUAUUUGGUCCUGUGGCAUUGUUCUAGUUGCAAUGCUUGCCGGUGAGCUUCCAUGGGAUGCUCCAUUGCUUUCCUGUAUACAGUAUUGUGAUUGGCGCGAGUGUCACAUUGAAAACAAGCCAUGGUGCAAGAUUGACAACCUUGCACUGAGUUUGAUUCGUCGGGUGUUGGCGGACAAACCAGAGAAGCGGUACACUAUCCCUGAGCUUCGAAAUAAUCAGUGGUUCAAGAAGGACUUUAGUAGAGACAGCUUUGAUCAGUUUUCAGCAGGACCCAAGCGUAUGUGCACCCGAUCUAUCUCUGGCAGCUCACCAGGUCAGACCCCUAUGCAGAAGCUAGUGCGAAGGAUGACUCGCUUUUUCUCCAAACAUCAGUCUGCUAACAUGAUGAAAGAAAUUGACAGAGUGUUUACACAACUGGGAUACAACUGGUCACAUAGCCCACCAAAUGUGCUUACAGUGCGCUUGAAAGAUCGUCGGCAAUCUCCUCUGGUCUUUAAGGUGAUGAUAAUAGAGAUGGGUGAGAGUCUGCUGGUCGAUUUCCGGCUUUCCAAGGGUGAUGGCCUAGAGUUCAAGCGCCAUUUCAUUCGCAUCCGUGAUAUGAUGAAGAACAUCAUCUGCAAAGUGCCUCCUACAUGGCCUCAGUUGCCCUAAUGUCUGAUAGUCAAGCUCCUUAUGUCCAUGGUCACUGAACUGCAGCCAGACACAGUCAAAUUGAUUUUCCUGCUGACAGUGACCUGCACAAGUGGGAAUGGAUGUUCUGAUGUCAUCACUUUAGUUUCUGAUACUGCCAAAAGCUAAAUAGCUCAAUUGCUGCUGCAAUGUUCCCAUUCCCCAGUUUUUCAAAUGCUGCAGGCCAGUUUUGUGACACAAGAGUUGCAAGCAGCAGAAACAAGUUGAACUUAAAUAGCAGGGAGAACUGCUUACUAAUAAAGUUUUUUUUUUCAGUUUGUGUUCACUCCACACACUUAUCAUUAUCCCCCAUCUAAUCAUUUAUUUGAAUUUUGUGUUGUCUCUUUUUAUCUGCUGUGGCAUCUUGCUGCAUACUAAUCAUGUAGAAUCCUCGCUCUUUAUUGGGAUGCCAAUUCUUCAGAACUUAAAGAAUAGAAAAAAGUCUAGCUGCUGUCAUGUAAAAUGUAAUAAUAUCUCCAGCAGCUGAAAUUGUGAUCAGUUUUCUGUUUGCAUUUUACUCUCGGUUUUCAAGAGUAGUAUGAUGUAGUUUUCUUUAUCAAAUUGUUGUUCACAUCCAUAAUUUUGCCAUUAAAAUCUUGAACAUUUUUUUGUUUCCAAAAUAUGCCAUAGUUUGAGAAAGUCAAAUUUAUAAUGUGAUUAAAUGUUAACUCUUAGUUCUUCUUUUGCAUUGCCCAUCUUUAUCCUAUGUGAUAGAUGUGUGUCUGUGUGCAUGAGAGAGAGAGAGAGAGUCCUGCCUAGUCCCAGUCGUAAUAAACGUUUAGUAUUUACAAAGUGUGUGCAAAAUUACAUCACAUGGCUAUUACACUACACUCAUUUGCAUGUUUUGUGAUGAGAAGUUUUGCAAUGAUGCCCCCAUGUGUAUUUGUUGACAUACUUCUAUAACUGGAAAAGUUGCCUAUUUGAGUGUAAACCACUUUUUUGUAAAUUUGAUAAGUCACUUUGUUACUGUGGACUAUUUUUGUAAAAGUAUUGUUGCAAGAUGCUAUGCAAAUAUAUGCAAGAGCGCAUUAAAAAUUGCAUGAACAAUUAA
Pomacea canaliculata is the source of this 3052-nucleotide messenger RNA. RefSeq names its product serine/threonine-protein kinase Chk1-like. Gene Ontology annotation, biological process: protein phosphorylation; DNA damage checkpoint signaling; microtubule cytoskeleton organization. Gene Ontology annotation, molecular function: ATP binding; tau-protein kinase activity; protein serine/threonine kinase activity. The record is from RefSeq and is a predicted model, not a curated record. NCBI's taxonomy places the organism in Eukaryota, Metazoa, Mollusca, Gastropoda, Architaenioglossa, Ampullariidae. Gene Ontology annotation, cellular component: cytoplasm. The coding region runs from base 16 to 1983 and encodes 655 amino acids. The transcript is spliced from 13 exons.